UAAAACAAAGCAAACCUUAACCUUUGUAUCUAAACAACUUAUUUUAAUAACUUUUUGUUCGUUUACCUUAUCUUACGUCUAAAUAUCAAAUUUUAUUAUUUUUAAUGGUUGUGUAAUUAUGAUGGGGGAAUCUGCUCAGCUAAAUUUGGAAAGUGCUAAAACUGCUUUACAAGACAUCUUGGACACGUUAGAUGAACAAGAGAAUGCUCAAAAACUUUCAGAAGCCAAAACCAAUGCUGGUAAUGAUAUGUUGAAAAUGAUGCAGUACGUGUUUCCUAUGGUUGUGCAAAUUGAAAUGGAAGUGAUAAAGAAGUAUGGAUUUCCGGAUAACAGAGAUGGCAUUAUCCAGUUCACCCAACACAUUGUGACCAUGGAGCGAGAGGAUGGGGAAAUAGCAGAGCUUCAUAAGAAAGUCCGAGCUCACUUUCUUCCUCCUGUCACGAUAGCGUCUGAUGCGACUCCAUGAUUUCAUUAUAUUAUUUAACAUAUUAUCCUGGUAAUCUUAAAGCUUUAUAUAAUUUUUCAAUUUACUGCCACUAGAUGUAGAUUUUUUAUUUUAUAAAUAUAAUAUUCAUAUACUUG
Messenger RNA from Macrosteles quadrilineatus (aster leafhopper), 582 nucleotides. RefSeq names its product protein C10. NCBI's taxonomy places the organism in Eukaryota, Metazoa, Arthropoda, Insecta, Hemiptera, Cicadellidae. Gene Ontology annotation, biological process: post-embryonic development. The coding region runs from base 119 to 466 and encodes 115 amino acids. The transcript has 3 exons. The record is from RefSeq and is a predicted model, not a curated record.